This is a messenger RNA of Colossoma macropomum (tambaqui), 1063 nucleotides long. RefSeq names its product ADP-ribosylation factor-like protein 3. NCBI's taxonomy places the organism in Eukaryota, Metazoa, Chordata, Actinopteri, Characiformes, Serrasalmidae. The record is from RefSeq and is a predicted model, not a curated record. Gene Ontology annotation, molecular function: GTPase activity; GTP binding. Bases 256 to 804 code for a protein of 182 amino acids. Gene Ontology annotation, biological process: cilium assembly. Gene Ontology annotation, cellular component: cytoplasm; microtubule cytoskeleton. The transcript has 8 exons.
CAGCCCUUAAAAUCGGAAACACUGAGGAAAGAAGGAAGACAUGAAGCUAUGGUGCCGCACUUGAAGAAAAAUGAAUGGAGACACGCUUUUCUGAGUGAAAAGGAACUUAUAGCUGUGCUGAAGUGGCAGACAAACGAACGUUGUUCAGGCUUAGUAGGACGUCACAUGUGGCACAGAUAGAGGCUGACAGCUUGCUCAGGCCAGACUGAUGUCAAAUCCUGGAUCUGCAGGACACAGCGACAAGCGGACCAAAACAUGGGCUUGCUGUCUGUUCUGAGGAAACUUAAAAACUCUCCAGAUCAGGAAGUGCGCAUUCUGCUGCUGGGACUGGACAAUGCAGGCAAAACCACGCUGCUGAAACAGCUGGCAGCAGAGGACAUCAGCCACAUCACUCCUACUCAGGGCUUUAACAUAAAGAGCGUUCAGUCUCAGGGUUUCAAGCUGAAUGUCUGGGACAUCGGGGGCCAGAGGAAGAUCCGACCUUACUGGAGGAAUUAUUUUGAGAAUACAGAUCUCUUGAUCUAUGUGAUUGACAGCGCAGACAGGAAACGGUUCGAGGAGACAGGCCAGGAGCUGGCUGAACUACUGGAGGAGGAGAAGUUAAGCAUGGUGCCAUUGUUAAUUUUUGCCAACAAACAAGAUUUGAUGACUGCAGCAUCCGCAUCCGAGCUGGCUGAGGGGCUCAGCCUUCACACUAUUAGAGACCGAAUUUGGCAGAUCCAACCCUGCUCUGCUGUCAGUACUGAAGGAGUACAGGAUGGGAUGAUGUGGUUAUGCAAAAAUAUUCCAACCAGGACCAAAUGAUUCACAACACAAAUUGAGGGGACUGAACCCUGUUGUCAGACGAUUAGACUUGGUCAUAGACAGAUGUACUUCUUCUGUUUCAUCACUAGAGAGCGGCAUCUCCCCAGUAUUAGACAAAGGCAGGGAGAAGUCAGGUAACUGUACUUUACACCAUUAAGUGAAUUUUACAUGAAGGAUGCAGAAAUAUACACAUAAAUAAUUAUUAUUCACUUCAGCAGGCUAGUGUUGCUGUAAUGCAUCUGCCCAAUAUUAGAACUUG